CUUUAACUUUAGCCUGUAGUAGUACUGGUUAAUUGUGAGUAUUGAUCAGAUCAGAGUUGACAUAAAAUUUCACCAUGCUAGACAGUAGUGCUAAUUCUUCUGAUGCGGCUUCCUCAGAAAAUAAUGGAGUGAUCCUUCCCAAAAGAAAAAGAAGACCUCCGGGCACACCAGAUCCAGAUGCUGAGGUCGUGUGUUUGUCACCGAAGACUUUGUUGGAAUCAGACAGAUACGUGUGUGAGAUCUGUAAUCAAGGGUUUCAAAGAGACCAGAAUCUUCAGAUGCACAGAAGAAGACAUAAGGUGCCUUGGAAAUUGCUGAAAAGGGAGAGUAGCAGUGCGCAAGAGGCGAAGAAGAAGGUGUUUGUGUGCCCUGAGCCUACUUGUUUGCACCAUAAUCCUUGCCAUGCUCUUGGAGAUCUCGUGGGCAUCAAGAAGCAUUUUAGGAGGAAGCAUAGUAAUCACAAGCAGUGGGUUUGUGAGAAGUGUUCUAAAGGAUAUGCUGUCCAGUCUGAUUACAAAGCUCACCUCAAAACCUGCGGCACCAGAGGCCAUUCCUGCGACUGUGGUCGGGUCUUUUCCAGGGUUGAGAGUUUCAUUGAACAUCAAGACGCGUGUACUGUUCGAACAGCUUCGAGCACCAGUCCAUCGAGUGAGGCCAAUUUAGUUCCAUUAAUGCAAGGCUUGGCUGUGCCAAAACCACCUGCAUUGUUGACCUCGGACUUACAAAACAAUAAGCCUCCCUACACCGCUACUUCUCAUCAGAGACAUAAUAAUCUGGAAGAACUCCAGCUCCUACGUUGUUCUUCUUCAUCGGAUGCUCGAGGAAACCGAGGUUCUGAUCAUGAGGACGAUAACAACCACGAAACUGAUCAGACCCAUCUGAAGCUUUCAAUAGGGUCAUGCAGUCACAAUAUUAACACCAACAGGAAUGUUGCGAACGAAGCAGAAGCAGAAGAAGCACCGAGACUAAGGGAAGUGGGGUGGUUGAAAGAGUGUGCUAGUGAAGAGCUCAAGUUGGCUAUGGCUGAGAAGGCUUAUGCAGAAGAGGCUAGAAGAGAGGCUAAGCGUGAGAUAGAGAUGGCUGAGAUUGAGUUUGGGAAAGCAAAGAAGAUAAGGAAGGAAGCUCAGGAUGAGCUAGAGAGAGCAGAGGCUUUGAAGAAGCAAGCCAUGAUGAAGACGAGUUCCACUCUGCUGCAAAUCACUUGUCAGGCUUGUAAGCAACAGUUCCAAUCCUCCAUUGCUGGGGUUUCGUCAGAAGAGACAUCACUUGUUAUGAGCUGCAUGUCCUCCCCCACCACUGAAGGAGAAGGAGAUCAAUGACCUUAACGACAAAACAAUUUUCGAGUGCUCGUUACGUCGUUAGGCCUCCCCACCAAAUCUGGAUUUCCAACAGUCAUAAACCAGAUGAGGAAGGGAAAGAAGAGAAGUGAAUCUUUUACACACUUUCACUCUCUAAAUACAUUUAACAGACAAGAGCACUACGAAUCAAAAGGAAAAUUUUCCACUUUUUUUUUUUUGGUUUUGGUUUAGUUUGAGAAUGGUAACAAAUAUUUGAAAAUUUUUGCUUGAAUCUUGUCUAUAACUUAAGAUAUUGCUAGAAAGAACGAUCGAUAACUACUAGGAAAUUGGUUCUUUAGUUGUUUGCUUUUGAUUUUGAUAUUUUGACUGGAAGAGUAGUUCUGAAAUAUUCUUUGUUGUUGUCAAACGCAUUAACUGUCAAGAUGCAAUAUAUAUGCACGUGUGUUUCUACAAGUCUGAAAAUUAAUCGUUGUGACUUUGUUGAACUAUAGUUGUAAUGGCCUGUUUUGUCU
Messenger RNA from Neltuma alba, 1810 nucleotides. RefSeq names its product zinc finger protein SHOOT GRAVITROPISM 5-like. The coding region runs from base 75 to 1319 and encodes 414 amino acids. Gene Ontology annotation, cellular component: nucleus. The record is from RefSeq and is a predicted model, not a curated record. Gene Ontology annotation, molecular function: DNA-binding transcription factor activity. The transcript is spliced from 3 exons. Lineage: Eukaryota; Viridiplantae; Streptophyta; Magnoliopsida; Fabales; Fabaceae.